Messenger RNA from Bombyx mandarina (wild silkworm), 1337 nucleotides. Its product is annotated as protein PRRC1. Gene Ontology annotation, biological process: activation of protein kinase A activity. The record is from RefSeq and is a predicted model, not a curated record. Gene Ontology annotation, cellular component: cytoplasm. Gene Ontology annotation, molecular function: protein kinase A regulatory subunit binding. NCBI's taxonomy places the organism in Eukaryota, Metazoa, Arthropoda, Insecta, Lepidoptera, Bombycidae.
UAAAAAGACAAGAUUAACACUCGGUUUUAUUUUGAAAUAUAUACAUACAUACGUUUAAAAAUAUUGAUAAUAGCUCAGUCAGCGUUGUUUUUAUCUCUUAAACAACAGGGCAAAAUUUAAAACAGAUUGCUAGAGAUGAGUUCUGAUAGAAAAAAGAUUCCUGACCCUCCGACACCAGUUCCUUCAACUGGCAAUUUGCUUUCAAAUGUAGCACCACCGCUUCAACUUCCAAAUUUUGUGACUGCUGUCGCUGAAACAAUGCCUACGUCCCAGCGUGAACCGGUGGAGCAUCCAGUCCCAGUUCAGCCAAUAGUAAUACAACAACCUACGAAGAUAGAUCAGCAAGCAUCAGAGAAGUUUUGCCCUGCAAUCCCGCCUAGUAAAGGAACACCAUUGAUGUCUAUACGAUCACCCGAAGACUCGGAGACUGCACAAACUCCAGAAUCCAUACCAGAAAUUUCACCCGAGAUGGAUUCAUUCAGUGAUAUAAUGCCAGGCACCGGGUUGCUGACGUGGGUGAAGGGUGCAGUUGCCAGUGGUGGUAUUCUACAAAGAGUAGCCGAGAAGGCGAAGAAUUCAGUAGAUUCAAUGAUCACUACCCUUGAUCCACAGAUGAAGGAAUAUCUUAAAAGUGGAGGAGAUUUGUACAUAGUGGUCGCAUCGGAUAAAGACGUGAAAGUAUCACCAAUAAGAGAAGCUUUUCAGACAGUUUUUGGAAAGGCGACUGUGGUAGGUUUCGCGGCUCAGUCUGACGUGACAGCGGCUCAGCCGGUCGGCUAUGCGGCCGCUUAUGCAGCAGCGAAACAGAGAUUAGCAGACCUUCGGUCCAGACAUUCGGAAAUAACAAACAACGUUCCCCUAGUGGCCGUUGAGAGUUUCUUACACGAAGCGAUCGCAGACAGAUGGUACGAGAUGUCGUUGAUGAUCCUGUCACAGCCGUCUCUAGGCGUUGAACUGCAAGUGCAGUCGCAGGGCGCGGGCGUGCCGGGUGCCGCCGUGUCCGCCGCCACCGCGCCCUCCUACCCGCACGCGCAGACCGGCUACAGCCUCACCGUAGGAUCCAUCAUGGCCGACAGCCUACAGGUCCCGCACACAGACUGGCAAGAGGCGUCGACCGGCGUGUCUAGGAGGGAAAUUCUUUUGUUAGCGGCUAAGUCACUGGCGGGCUCAUACAAACAGCUACUAGCGGUAUCCGCUGCCGAGACCUAAGGACGCGGGACGUGGAAUAUCAUCGUGUCAUUUGCGUAAUCAUUAAAAAGUAAGCAAACACAAUCGAAUUGGUAUAUUUGACGGAAUUUCGACUUUUUGAGGGUGGCAACAUUCCGAGCGAUGACAGU